Vidua macroura (Pin-tailed whydah) is the source of this 1962-nucleotide messenger RNA. It is a transcript of the gene PBLD, whose product is annotated as phenazine biosynthesis like protein domain containing. The coding region runs from base 361 to 1311 and encodes 316 amino acids. The record is from RefSeq and is a predicted model, not a curated record. Gene Ontology annotation, biological process: biosynthetic process. Lineage: Eukaryota; Metazoa; Chordata; Aves; Passeriformes; Viduidae. The transcript has 9 exons. Gene Ontology annotation, molecular function: isomerase activity. Gene Ontology annotation, cellular component: cytoplasm.
UGGGUGUGCGGUCGUGCUCGGGAGCGCGUGUCUCGCUCGGCGUGUCCCUCUGCCUCGGCGCCGCUGUGGCACGGAGCGGGGAGGAGGAAGGUUGCCCGGUGCGGGCGCAUGUGAUGGCUGCUGCCCACGUCUUCUCAGCAAACCUGCCGAGGCGGGCAGGAUCCCGCCUCCCGCAGUGCGGGGCACACCGGGCCGGGCGCUGUGGUGAAGGGGCGCGCUGAGGCGUUCAGGUAGCGAGGGAGGUUGAAAUGCGUGUUUUAAUUAAAAACAUUUAGAAAAGGAAAAAAAAAAAAAAUCAGCGCAGAGCGCCAGGGACGUUAGGAAGGAGCCUCAGUCGUGUCGGCGCUGGGAAGUGACGGGAUGGGGCCGCUGGCUCCGCCUGCCCUCAGGACAGCGCUAACUUGGAGCUGUGCUGCCGGCUGGGCUAACGCAGGUCAGAGCGAACCUGGCACAGCGCAGCCCGCAGCUAAACAGGUGCACGCGACAAUGCAGAUUCCAGUUUUUACAGUUGAUGCAUUUACAAACCGAGCAUUUUCUGGAAAUCCUGCGGCAGUUUGUCUACUUGAAAAUGACCUGGAUGAAGAUUUGCACCAAAAAAUUGCAACAGAAAUGAACCUUUCAGAAACAGCUUUCAUCAGAAAACUGAAACCUGGAGAUGACUUUACCAAAAGUUCCUGCUUUGGGCUCAGAUGGUUCACCCCAGCCAAUGAAGUUCCUCUCUGUGGUCAUGCUACUCUUGCAUCAGCUGCUGUGUUAUUUCACGUACAAAAAAAUACAAAUUCAGUUCUCACGUUUGUGACACUGAGUGGGGAAUUAAAGGCCAGACAAGUGAAAGAUCAUAUUGUCCUGGACUUGCCACUUUACACAGCCUACCCCCAGGAACUUAAGGAAGUAGAAGAAUUAAUAAAGGCAGCUGUUGGUGACAUGAUUGUUCAAGAUGUCCGUUACUCUCCUGACACAAAGAAACUCUUAGUCCGCCUCAGUGAUACUUAUGAGAGGUCUGUGUUGGAAAACUUGAAAGUGAGUGCACAACACUUUUUGUCAGCUGAAAAGACAGGAAAAGUGAAAGGACUCAUACUCACUGUUAAGGGGAAUUCCAGUGGAAAAGGCCACGAUUUUUACUCCAGAUAUUUUGCACCUUGGUAUGGAAUUCUGGAAGACCCUGUUACAGGAUCUGCUCAUGCUGUUUUAAGCAGCUACUGGUCAGAGCAGCUGGGGAAGAAAGAAAUGCUUGUUUGUAGAAUUCAGAAGAAAACUCCACUGAAAUCUGAUAGAAUGCUGACUUUCAAGACUCUUGAAAUCCUGAAAUAAUAAGGAAUGAAGAGGAACAAUCAGCUUCAUGGGAGAAAAAAAGCAAAUACCUAGCUUUCAGAUAUCAAACGUUCAGUCCUUUUGCUGUGUACAUGGAGUGCAGUGAGAUUUUUGCUCUCCUAGCCAUGGCUUAUCGCUGUAUGCUGUUGUACCUGAUGGGAAACAUUGUCCUUUGUGCGUUCUGAGCCAGCAUUAACUAUUAGCAGGCACGACAUUAAGUGUUUCUUUAUUCACAACUGCCUUUCCUGGUAGCUUUUAGAAUACACCCGUCACAUCCAAUUCGUUAGAGCUCACAAAUGUGACACUUGGGAGAGCUGAAAAUCCGAAACAUCAAAUGUUACCAUGUGCCUAACUAGAACAUCUUAAUCUUUUAGAAUUGCCUUUCUUUUGAUGGGGAAACCUCUGUGGCGUCCUGCUGUCCAUCCAGACAAAAGAGCAGAUGUGGAAUAUGAGUGUGUGCGUGGGCGCUCAGCUGUCUGGGCAGGGUGCAGACCAAGAGAGCUCCAAGAGUUCCUCCUUAAUUUGGAAAGCAGUAAUUGCAACAUCAGCCCUUAGCAUAAACAUUUACUUAAAGUGACUGAGGAUUACUUAAUUUGCAUAACAGUUAAAUUAUAAAGUAAAAAUCGAAUGGUAAAGAACAAUAAAAUUGAA